Molecule: messenger RNA, 8855 nt
Organism: Psammomys obesus (fat sand rat)
Lineage: Eukaryota; Metazoa; Chordata; Mammalia; Rodentia; Muridae
Product: KIAA1549 ortholog
Exons: 20
Coding region: 64-5865 (1933 amino acids)
Source: RefSeq, a predicted model, not a curated record
GCGUCCCGGGCCCGAGCGUGCCGACACCGCGAGGCCGGGGUGCCGAGAAGCCGACGCGUGGCCAUGGAGCGGGAGCCCCGCGCCAGGGUUGAGCCGGUGCCGGGGCGGAGCGGCCGCGGGCCUUCCUCCCGCCACCGCCGCCCGGGACUGCUGCUCCCCGGCCUCUGGCUGCUGUUGCUCGCCCGGCCGGCCUCGUGCGCCCCAGAUGAGCUCCCCCUGGAACAGCACAGCCCUUCUUUACACCCUGUGGAAUUCCUGACAGAGACCAGCGUCAUGCACAGUGCUGCACAUGUGGCCUUAACAGAGACUGUUCCAGGGUUCCAGCCAAGCAUGUCUGUCCUUGUCCUGUCCUCUCCACCUGCUACUACUUUUGAUACAGCCUUUUUAAACCACAAACAACAGACUCAAAGUACAGCAGAGCACAGCAUCUUUGAGGCAAAUUAUGGAUCCGUGACAAGUAACGAGAUAGCCAUGGAUGAGGAGAUGGACAACUUUUUGCCAGAUGCCCACUGGACCUCUUCACGAGUGGUUUCCCCAGUGCAGUAUAUCACACUGGGCCCUCUAGAGCCACCCGAGGAGAUGACUCCCAUACUACCCACGGUUUCUCUGCAGGACGAAGUGCUGCCGGGAUGUCAGAGCACAGCGCAACAAGCAACUCUGCGUGUAGAGUCCUCCAGUUACUUCAGCACUUCUUGGUCAGCUUUUGUCACAUCUGAGGGCAUCAUUCCAACUCCCAGUAGGAAUGUGGUGCUUCAUCCUACAGGAAUUCACAGCCAGUUAUCAAGCAAGGCUUUGCCAGAGAUUGUAGCUUCUGUAACAGAGGGUGCAGAAAACCUCCUUUUCAGCUCCUGGAUUUCAGGGUCUCAGCCGCUAGGCAAUGGCAUGACUCAACAGCCAUCUGUUCCCCUGUGGGAGGUCUCACAGCCUCUACUGGGUGUCGUGGCCACCAGCACAGACGGAUACCCUAAUGAGACCACUGCCUGGAGUGGACUUCUAGAAGAAGCCAUUUCUCCAAGAACACACCCCAGUGCAAGCACGUCGCCUACAGACCCUGUUUUCAGCAGCCUACCACCUCCUUCUUUAUUUUCAACCUCACUUUCAUCCAUGUCUUUCACUACUCAGUCACCUGGAGUUUCAGAUAACCCCUUCCUCUCUGACAAGGCCAGGGAAACCUUAGAGUCACCGAACAGCUCCAUGGUCCCCAGUUUCACUGAGCAUCCUCAUGUCCUGAGCCCCAAGGCUUCCCAGGGACCAUACACAUGGUGUGUGUCCUGUGCUGUCUCAUCAUCUCAGCAAGUUGUGGCCAGCAGCCUCACAGAGAAGCCUGUGGAAACAGAGGACAGGCUUGAGACUUCGUCUGUGGCCUCAGAAGCAAGCCGGCUCUCUCCAUUGAGCAGCAUGGGCACAGCCCUCUCUGAACUGGAAGAUCUUCAAGAAUUUAAUACACUUUCCCCUUCCAGACCUGUGGUUUCUCUUUCUUCCAGUUCCGUGGGGCUGUGGCAAGCCAGCAUGGAUAUGUCUCCCGAGGCGGGUAUGAGUGGCAUUAUCACUCAGGUGUACCCUUCGUACGGCCUCCUCUCCACACCAAGCUCACUGGAUUCCACUUUCGGCUUCUCUGCCACCAGUGAUCAAGUGAUGCCAUCCAGUAUAACCCAUCUGUUGUCCUCGGUCAUCACCAGCUCCCAUUUUGACUCAUCUUUCUCCUUGACUACAAGUCAAAAUAUGUCAUCCCUUCCAACUGGAAGCCCAAGCCUUCUCACCUCUCACAAUCUGGUCCCCUCAGUAGAGUCUAAAUUUUUUUCUGACCAAGAAAAAUCUACCAGCUUUCUGGAACUCGAGUCUAGAAGUCUUUUGGAUUUCCCUUCCAGCUUUUACUCAACUCCACCCCUGGACUCCAGCACUCCGGCCCCUUCACGGUCAGACGAUCUUGCUUUUCCAUCUUUGAUGUCAAGCGAUCCAUCAACCUUCUUUUCUCAAACUCUUCCCACCAUGGCUGAGACAUUGUCAUUGUUCAACUCUAUCAGUUUGCAAUCACCUCAGCUUUCUGUUCUUAAUGCCCCAAGUCUAGAGCCGUCUCAGCUGUGGUCAAGUUCAGACCUUCUUUUGAAGACAGUCACUUUUCUUCCUACUCACUCUGAAAUGCCCCCACUUUCAAGCUCUCCCUCUGAGUCUCUCAAGUUCGCCAAAGCAUCGAGAGUUUCACUGGUAGAGUCCGAUGUUCAUCUUACCUCAGCUUUCUCUGAAACUACCUCUGCCUUUGAAUUUUCACCCAUUCCUCAUAAACCCACAGACAGCACACUGGUGCCCUCCAUCUCUGAGCCCACCCUUGGCAUUUCCACAGCUGGGACUCACUUCAUAUCACUGCCAACUGUUUUCUAUUUGACACCCAUUUUAACUGAGUCAUCUCCAUUCUUGACUCUGACACUCUCUGAUGGCAGCGUGCAUGCGACAGAUCAUCACACUCCUGUUUUAACCACGUCCUCCAGUGUCAUAGCGACCAGUACAGAGUCGAUCUCUGAUCCAUACCUGUCAGCCUCCUCAUCACUUGCUUCCGAAGUAAGCCCUUCACCUCUGCCCACAAAGCCAGUCAUGGGCUCAUCAUUGACACUCACAGAUUUACCACCCAGUACGUCCCCAGAACCAAGUACAUCCCCGGAACCAAGCAUGUCCAACACCAGCACUGCCCCUGGUGAUACUGUGGACUCUGCUCCGAACAGCGAGCCUAUGAGUCAGAACCCUCAGGGGAACAGUGUACCCCCUCCCCAACCCUCCCUCGGUCCUGUAAGCACCUCCACGCUCGAAGCCACAGUUGGUACACCAGCACUGGCCACAGCCAAGCCGCCAUAUGUGUGUGAUAUUACAGUUCCCGAUGCCUAUUUGAUCACAACUGUGCUGGCCAGGCGAGCUGUGCAGGAGUACAUCAUUACAUCAAUCAAGGAAGUGUUGAGAAUUCACUUCAAUCGCGUGGUGGAGCUGAAGGUUUAUGAACUGUUCACAGACUUCACUUUUCUGGUAACAUCUGGUCCUUUUGUUUACACGGCGAUAUCAGUCAUUAAUGUCCUCAUCAAUAGCAAACUUGUUCGUGACCAGACUCCUUUAAUCUUGUCUGUGAAACCAUCGUUCCUCGUGCCAGAUCCCAGGUUUCAAGUUCAAACAGUACUGCAGUUUGUGCCUCCAAGUGUGGAUACUGGCUUCUGUAACUUCACCCAGAGCAUCGAGAAAGGCCUGAUGACAGCGCUCUUUGAAGUGAGGAAGCAGCAGGGGACUUAUAACCUCACAGUGCAGAUUGUGAAUGUCACCAUUGAUGCUUCGAGGGCGACUUCCCGGAGGGGCCCAGUGAAUAUUAUCUUUGCUGUUAAAGGCAUGCAAGGUUUUCUGAAUGGGUCGGAGGUGAGCGAUCUGCUCAGGAACCUGACAGUGGUGGAGUUCAGCUUCUACCUGGGGUACCCGGUGCUGCAGAUCGCGGAGCCCUUCCAGUACCCACAGCUCAACUUAUCUCAACUGCUGAAGUCCUCUUGGGUCAGAACAGUCCUUCUGGGUGUAGUGGAGAAGCAGCUCCAUAAUGAAGUGUUUCCAGCUGAGAUGGAGCGCAAGCUGGCCCAGCUUCUCAGUGAGGUGCCCACCAGGAGACGAAUGUGGCGGAGGGCCACCGUGGCCUCUGGGAACAGCGUGGUACAGGUGGUGAACGUGUCCCGGCUGGAGGGUGAGGAUGAUCCAGUGCAGCUCAUCUACUUUGUGGAGAAUCAAGAUGGAGAGAGACUCAGUGCCGCCAAGUCUUCAGAUCUGAUCAACAAGGUAGACCUCCAGAGAGCAGCCAUCAUCUUGGGGUACCGGAUUCAAGGCGCCAUUGCCCAGCCUGUGGACAGGGUGAAGAGGCCAUCCCCGGAGUCACAGAGCAGCAACCUAUGGGUCGUGGUUGGUGUGGUCAUCCCAGUGUUGGUGGUCACUGUGAUUGUUGUCAUCCUCUACUGGAAGCUGUGCCGCACAGAUAAGCUAGACUUCCAGCCGGACACGAUAGCCAACAUACAACAGCGACAGAAGCUGCAGAUUCCCAGUGUGAAAGGCUUCGAUUUUGCUAAGCAGCAUUUGGGUCAGCAAAACAAAGAUGACAUACUGAUUAUUCACGAGCCAGCACCACUGCCAGGACCUGUGAAGGACCACACCACACCCUCUGAAAAUGGAGAUGUGCCGAGCCCAAAGGCAAAGGCCCCUCCCAAGAACACCCGACACAGAGGACGAAUUUCCCCCUCAGAUGCCGACUCUACAGUCAGCGAGGACUCCAGCGAGAGGGAUGCAGGAGAGAAGAUGCCAGCCACUGCCCAGGAGAGCAAGGCCCACAGAGCUCUGCAGAGCGGUGCCCCGCUGCCCAGUUCAGGCAAUGAGCAGCAUUCCUCGGCCUCCAUUUUUGAGCAUGUGGACAGGAUUUCCCGAACCUCAGAGGCCAGCCGCCGGGUUCCCAGUAAGAUCCAGCUUAUUGCCAUGCAGCCCAUCCCAGCCCCCCCAGUGCAGCACCCUGUCCUGGCCGACCGAGUGGCAGAGACCAACAAAAUCAACAAGGAGAUCCAGUCUGCGCUGCGCCACAAGUCAGAGAUUGAGCACCAUCGCAACAAGAUCCGCCUGCGAGCCAAACGCCGAGGCCACUACGAGUUUCCUGUGGUAGAUGACCUGUCUUCCGGUGACACCAAGGAGCGACACCGAGUGUACCGAAGGGCACAAAUGCAGAUUGACAAGAUCCUGGACCCCGCAGCCAGUGUGCCGUCUGUGUUCAUAGAGCCCAGGAAGAGUUCAAGGAUGAAGCGUUCUCCCAAGCCACGCCGAAAACACCAGGUCAACGGCUGUCCCGCUGAUGCCGAGAAGGACAGACUCAUCACCACAGACAGUGAUGGCACGUACAAGCGGCCCCCGGGUGUGCACAACUCUGCCUACAUUGGAUGUCCGUCUGAUCCUGACCUUCCGGGUGAUGUGCAGACCCCGUCCUCUGCUGAGCUGGGCAGGUAUCCUGGACUGCCCUUCUCUGCCUCUCAGUACAUCCCACCCCAGCCAUCCAUUGAGGAGGCCCGCCAGACCAUGCACUCACUUCUGGAUGAUGCCUUCGCCCUUGUGGCUCCCAGCAGCCAGCCUACCAACACUGUGGGAGCAGGUUCCGGGGUGCCAGCAGGCCUGCCUGUGAAUAGCACCCCUUCCAGGGAAGAAAGGCGAGCCACACAGUGGGGGUCUUUCUACAGUCCAGCCCAGAUGGCCAACAACCCCUGCAGCAGAUAUGAAGACUAUGGGAUGACACCUCCAUCUGGCCCAUUGCCAAGCAGACCUAGCUUUGGCCCAGGGUUGCUGCCGUCUUCAGAGUUGGUCCCCCCUGAGCCCCCACAGCCACAGACGUCAGCUGAUGCUCCAUUUGCUGCCCGAGGUGUUUACUCAGAGGAGAUGCCAUCGGUGGCCCGGCCUCGGCCUGUUGGGGGUACUACAGGGUCCCAGAUCCAGCAUCUGACCCAGGUGGGAAUUGCAAGCAGAAUCGGGGCCCAGCCUGUGGAAAUUCCUCCUGGCAGAGGCAGCCAGUACGGGGGACCAGGCUGGCCUGUGUACGGGGAGGAGGAGGCAGGACGAAGAGAAGCUACCCACAUGCUUGGACAUCAAGAGUAUUCUUCUUCACCGCUGUUUCAGGUGCCAAGGACUUCGGGCAGGGAGCCCUCAGCCCCUCCAGGGAACGUCACCCACCGAGGGCUGCAGGGCCCGGGGCUGGGCUACCCCACCAGCUCCACAGAGGACCUGCAGCCUGGCCACUCCUCUGCCUCCCUCAUCAAAGCGAUCCGAGAGGAGCUCCUGCGGCUCUCUCAGAAACAGGGCUCAGUACAGAGCUUCCACAGCUGAUCAGCCUCCCUUGCAGGUUUGCCAAGUAUCUGCUUCCUGUGGAAGCAAGACCAAAAGGAAAUCAACUGAGUGGGUGUCUGCAAGAGCCGGAAGCAGCAUCUCCGGGCAAGCUGCCCAAGGAAGAGAACAAGUUGCAAUUUUAGAGGAUGCCGUAAAGUCACACAGACAACUCAUGGGACUUUUACUGGCUUGGCGAUUUGGUGACCACUUUGGUUCAGUCAAAAUGUGUGUACUUCAGGCCAAAAGCCAGCACUUCACACACACACACACACACACACACACAAACCAAAACACAAACCUAAGCUAACAAAAAUGCUAAGUUAGUUUUCUCUUUCAAAGGCAAGAGGUUAAAACCUAUAGAUGGUUAGGGAUGGAUGGGGCAGCACUUCCUUGGGAACCUGACUGGCACGCGCAACACCCCACUGCUGUUUCCUGAGAAGAGAGAUUUCAAGACAUUUUAGUAACAGCUUGAUCCCUCUUUUCCUUCAUAGGAACUUAUUUUAAUAGUAAUAUUAACACAACAUCCUGGGACUGUUUGGUAAUCUUAAAGAGCUACUAGUGAGAAACCUAAUGGUAGGUUGUGGAGCCUGGUGAUUUCAAACAAAGCCAUCGCCUGCGUUCUUUCUCCUUCUUCUGGUGCUACAGCUCUGAGGGCCCUUCACCUUUCUGCCUGUGAAUACAACCGUGGCUUUUGCAGUAGAAGAGUAUGUUGGCGGUUUUAUUGUGUUCUGGGUGGGGGGAAGAAAAAAAAAAACUCCUGCACUGAGGAGGGGGAAGCUUAGUAUUUAUUUGCUUAUUCAAAAUACAUAUCAGACUUUAAGAUUUCCAGUCUUAGUUGUAUUUGCUGUUUAUUUGUUGGGCUCACCCAACUGUUGGUGACAUGUCACUGCGUCUCAGUGAGGUCCAUCCUAUAGAAGGAAGCUGUUGGGAGGUCCUAACUGCCAGGUCCUUGUACUUCACUGACAAUUUGCUCACAGGUUGUAUUUGAAUGAGGUGUCUUGGGGAAGCAGACAUUCUCUUUGAUGGUUGUUAGGACCACCCAGUUGCCCUGAAUGUACCCAGUAGAGUCAGGUUCCCUGAGUUCCAGGCUGGCAGUGGACCUUUGUUCCUGUCAUCCUCUGACAACUGAACAAACACAGAGUUUUGAGACAACAAAGGAAAUGAGAGUUUCCCCCAUUUUUUAUUUUGCUAUUAUUUCUUUGUCUGAAAACUGUCUCAUUCACUUUAGGCCAGAGAGCGGUCAUCUCACAGUGCACUUCUGAAGUCACAUUGCUCAGCCUCUGACUCCAUGUCAUUCUGUACUCUGAUGCCUGAAUGAAACUCCGGGAAAUUGCAGGCUAACGGGAGUCUUAAGCCUCUUUAUUAGAUGAAUGAAUACUUUUGAUUGAACAGCAGAUGAUGGGGUAGAGUUUAGGGAGCUCGGCUUAAGUUUCACGAACUUGGGAACAGCUACACAAGCACCCAGACUGUAGUCAUGGCUGCAGUAUUGGUUCUGCCCUUCUCAGUCAGUCUCAGGACACAAGGACACUGGAAACUGGUGCAGCCAGCACUUCCGUGUACACUCCAGCUGAGAAGGUGUACGGGGAGGGGCGGGGGGACCCGCAGGCACUCUGUAGAGCACGCAGGAAGAGGCCCCUCUCUGGGCUUAUUUGUUAGUCUUGAUUUAAUACUUACCUUCCUAAGCUGGAAAAUCUUCUUUCCAAGCCACUCAAACAACCAAGUCUCAAAUAUCCAGGCAGAAUUUUAGUGUGACACUGUGUGAGAGAUCCAAGUCAUAAAACACACAGAAUAAAUGGCCCUUUCUCAGCCCGUGUCAUGAGUGUUUUUGGAGAUAGAGUGUCCUAAAAAAUGAUCACCUCCUUUGUACUCUGCCAAAAUGAGUCUCGGUGUCAGAGGAUGUGACGACAACAGCAAUUUCGAUGCCUUUGAAAUUGUCAUAAAGGGAUUCUACCUGUAUUUUUACUCUUAGAAGAGAUACACCCAUACACCUUUAAACAGGUGUCACAACCAAAGGUAGGGUGUAGUUUGCACUCGGGCCCUUUGGGAGCGUCAGUGCUCAGUUGUUGGUUACUUAAAGCACACUCGGUUUGCACUCCUUUCCCCUAAACACCCUGCACAGCAGGUGUACCACACUGAAACUGCUGUGGGAUAGGCCAUGUCCAGCAGGCGUCCAGUCAGUCAUCCAGUGUGCUCCCCUGAAAAAGGUCCUGCUCAACGUGUGUAACUUUGGUGUUCCACAUACUAAAGCACCCCAAAAUGAAAAGUUUAAUGCCUGUCCUUUUCUCCUAAUCUUAGGAGGUCCUUUGAGAAACACAAACUGCAAAACUUGAGUCAGAAUUUUAGGACAGAGUGCUUGGAGAAGUGCUUUUUUUUUUCGGUCUCCGUAGUUGCUAAUUUCUUGUGUCCAGUUCCUUCUGUAUGUCAUUCUUGUUAUCAACAAGACCAUAUCCCCCCACCCCCCAACACACACACCUCAUAGGAUCUUUGCUUCUAAAAAUCAAGUGUGGUCUGCUUGCAGACACCCUGGAGGAGGAGACUCAGUCACUGUGAACAUGUAAGAGGUCGUUUGUGUGAAUGUUGUGACAUGGAUAAUGUGCUGUGCUGUGAUCUGCCAGUGUCUGGGGUCACAGGUAGGUUAUCAGAACAAAACUGAAUGCCCAGCAUGACUGCUGCUACUGCUGUUUGCUUCAGACUUACCACUUCCUUUGUCAGCGUCAAAGGUCACCCGUGAAGCAUUGUUUUUGCUCCUGACUUUCUGCAGUUUCUAACACUAAAUAGGUCACCAGACACAAGCCUUGUCUUCCAAGAGAUCUUAGAAUCUAAGCUGGCUAGUACAGACAGGCGUAAAAAGAUGGAAGCUGUAGAUAAGCAAGGUGUCUUAGGUAGCCAUAAAAUGCGAAGGACACGGGUGUGUUGGAUAUUCAGAAGUCACAGAAGUUGUGUGUUUGGGAUAGAUGAGAUUUUACAGGAGAAGCCACUGUGAUGUUACU